AAAAAGUGCUCCAAUCUGCUACAUAUUGUCACGAGCACGUGAAAAUCGUGGAAGCGAGAACGGGCAAAAUAGUACCUAGUAGAGGCGUCAGCUAGUUGCUCUUGGUCAGUUCGAAUAAGAAGCCGCUCGCAGUCGACUCGCGUUCGAAUUUAAACUUAAUUUCGCUACCGAAAAUUACAGAGAAAAAAAUGAGUAAAUUAGUGAUAGUGUUUGUGUGUUUGGCUGUUUUCGAAAUAGCAUCUGCCUUGCAGUGCUACAAAUGCGACAAUUGCCAAGGAUCGUCGAGCAGUUGGGAAAAAAGCACCUGCGGUAGCAGCUCCACAACCAUACCCGCCAACAAUGACUGGGCGUGUGUUAGAAUAAAUUACAAAGACAGGCUGACUUACAAGGACGCGGUGCAAAGGAAAUGCGUGCUGGCGGAAAAGCGCAACGGGCAACUCCACUUCGGCUGUCCCACGUCCCAAGGGGAGCCCUCCAGCUGUCCCAUUUGCCAAACGGAUCUCUGCAACUCCGCCACUGGCGUCCGGACCGUCGGUUUCGUAGCCGUCGCCUCCGUAGCCACGGUUCUACUUUUGUCCAAACUCUUCUAAACAGAGUUUGCAAAGAGUUUCAAUAAACGCGUUAAUAAUUUAUUGAUAGGUGUAUUUCACUGAAAAAUAAUUUGUGGACGGAGUUAAUUUUUUUUGUACGCUGAAUAAUAAUUUAAUUUCACACUGUAUGUUUGUUAAUUGUUAUAUAUGUUAAUAGUUUAAUAUAAUAAAAAUAAAAUGCGU
Phyllotreta striolata is the source of this 773-nucleotide messenger RNA. The record is from the annotation of a GenBank genome assembly. Lineage: Eukaryota; Metazoa; Arthropoda; Insecta; Coleoptera; Chrysomelidae.